UACUUAAACAAUAUCGCUGCUACGUACGUGAUAAUGCAUUUGCUAAUUUUGCGUUGUGUGUCAUCUUUGGUGUCAAGCAAAUAGCCGUUUGUUUUCCACAGGAAACUAGUUAUUGAGCGGUGAAACUGUACAUGACUUCAUCGAAGCAACAACUCAGGCUGGGAAAAUCGGCGCACAAGAAAAGUGAUGCCCCUGAAAUAAGAGAGAUGAACGAAUGAUACAGAAAUCGUGAUAAAAACGAAAUUAGAAAGAUGCUCACAUCAUCAGCACUAGUGCCGCAACGAAAAAGCCUCCAGCCACGAAAUUAAACACCUGUGGUGCAGUUUGUAGUGUACUUUCAUAAAUGAACGUGAAUACGGGAGCAGACACCAGCGGAACAAUAGCGCAUUCAAUACUGCGGCCUCAAACGGCGUUAAAAGCAUCUCUCCGGAUAACGUGGCAGUACAUGCACUCGCGGACGUUCCGAUGGACAGCGGCGGCAGCGAAGAUGUGAAAAUAGUCAAAACCAUUCUACACGCCGGAACGCGGGUUGUACCGUGUCGCGAUGGUACCAAGGUGAGGUUCCACUGUCAGACCAGAAAAUGUGACCCGGCGGGAACCCUGAUCGACGACAGCCGCGUCCGCCAGAAGCCAAUGGAGCUGGUGUUGGGGAAGAAGUUCAAGCUCGAAGUGUGGGAAUCGAUAGUGCAGCAAAUGGCACUCAACGAGGUGUCCAAAUUUCGCUGCCACCGGUCCCUGGUGGUGCAGUAUCCGUUCGUGGCGAAGAUCAUACGCGAUGCGGAGAAGACGCCCGAAGAGCGGAAGCACUGUUGCGGUAUGACGAUGCAGAACGAGGGCCUCGGCUACAAAGACCUGGAUGAGCUGUUUAUGAACCCGCAGGAUCUCGAGUUCACCAUCGAGAUACUGUCGGUUGAGAACGCGGACGAGUACGACCAGGAAUCGUGGCAGCUGAGCGAUGACGACAAGCUGCAACUGGUGAGGAAGCUACGCGAGCAAGGAAACCAAGCCUACGGCGAGCAGCGUUACGCGGCCGCCCUCGAAGCAUACUCCCGCGCGACCGGAAUUAUCGAGCAGUUGAUGUUGAAGGAAAAGCCAGACGAUCCGGAGUGGUGCGAGCUGGCACAGCUAAAGGUUCCACUGUUGUUAAACUACUCACAGUGCAAGCUGUUGGAGAAGGACUACUACGCAGUCAUCGAGCACUGUUCCGAGGUGCUGAAGUACGACAAAGAGUGCGUGAAGGCGCUGUUUCGGCGCGGCAAGGCCUACGCCGGGACUUGGCAUCUUGACCGAGCACGAGCCGAUUUUGAGCGAUGCGCUCAGCUGGACGCCAGCUUGCGGAACGCAAUCAACAGCGAACUUUCCAAAUUGCAGAACCAGGCUCGUUUGCGGGACGCCGAAGAAAAGCUGAAGUACCAAAAACUUUUUAAUCACUAACAUUGUACAUGUUUCUUUCCUGUUCUUGACAAUUGGACCAAGUUCUCUGUACUCUUACGCUUUGCCAAACACGUUAAAUCCUUGGGCACAAACAGAGAAAAAAACGGGAUCGUGGAGUACGCUGUAAUAUAUUCUUAAGCCCAUGGUGAUAACAUAUCCCGAUGCAUGUGCGAAAACAAAGGCUUUGCCAGAACGCGUGGCUCACAAAUCAGCGCGGACUGGAGGAGCUUCUGGUGCCCGCAGAUCAGCUUCGUGAUGUAGUUGAGAGCAGGGUGGAAUUGCCGCCAACAACGGUCAGUAACCCCAGAGCGCAAAGGAUGUAAAAAAAAUAAACAAUCAUUAAA
Anopheles cruzii is the source of this 1778-nucleotide messenger RNA. Its product is annotated as AH receptor-interacting protein-like. Bases 466 to 1434 code for a protein of 322 amino acids. The record is from RefSeq and is a predicted model, not a curated record. Gene Ontology annotation, molecular function: peptidyl-prolyl cis-trans isomerase activity; protein binding. The transcript has 3 exons. Lineage: Eukaryota; Metazoa; Arthropoda; Insecta; Diptera; Culicidae.